Ectocarpus sp. CCAP 1310/34 is the source of this 1772-nucleotide messenger RNA. Lineage: Eukaryota; Phaeophyceae; Ectocarpales; Ectocarpaceae. The record is from the annotation of a GenBank genome assembly.
UAUAUGUCAUAGUCUUUGAUUGAGGCAGCACAAAAGCACCAGUGCAUAGGCCUAAUCAGUACUCUCUAUCCACGUCUCUCGUCUCUCAAUGAUGAGUACUUCGUUCGCCGCGGGUGUACUGGCUUACAUGCUAGCCACCUUUAACGGCGGCUACUUGUGGCACCUGGUGCUAUUCAACGACAUGUACCUGUCUCUCAAGGUUUGGACAAGAUUCCCGGAGGACAUCGGACUUCAACUGGGAGCAUCAGCGGUACUUCUUCAGGCGCUACUCGUGGCGUACAUGCUUCCGGUUUUCCAACGGGCGACGGGGAGGUCGGGGACGCUCAGCGGCGCGCUGUUCGGGCUAUGGGUGGCGGGGCUAGUGUUCUCGGUCGCGGUGCUUGCGCACUCCGCCAAGAACCAAACCGCUUGCGUGGAGGGUUUCGUAGCGAUGGAAGGGCUGUACUGCCUCUUGCAGUUCCCCCUCUCGUGCGCGUUUGUGGCGUUUUCGCAGGGAAGGGCGGCGCGGCAAGCCCCAUCCAAGAAGGCGACGUGACACGGAACAGAAGUACACUACCCCCCUGCCGGUACCGCUUCGUCGUGUCGUUGCCGCAGCGGUGUUUGGUCGUGGGGAAAAGAUUGCCUACACCCCGUUGUUGAUAGCAGUGCUUCGUGUUAGUUUAGUGUCUUCCCCCCCCAUGUAGCGAUAGACCUGCCUCCAAGACGAGGACGGCGCGACAAAGUCUCCCGUUAUCGAAGAGCAAGUGAUUUGGCAUGGCAUGACCAUCGGCUGUGCUGUUCGGUAAAAGCUAACUUUCACAGAGGGCAUAUGUUGGUUGCGUUUGUUGCCCUAUCGGGGACUCGCCAACGUCGAGGCUGCCACCUUUUUCGGUCACGCGCCGUUUUUCUUGCCGUUUUUUUGUUUUCGUGCGCGGUGUGUUGGAUACCCCGCUGAGUUUGGUCAUCCCAAAAAGUGUUCUGUGUUUUUUUUGCGAGAUUUCGCGCCGAAGAUUGGGCUGGUUGUUUUUUACACACGUUGUAUGACUUUGCGUCCGAGUGCAGUGUUAGCAAGGGAUCCGCAAGCAACCCGUUCUGUGUUCAUGUGUGAAGUGCACGGUGAGUGUAGGCGUAGGUGUGGUGUGCGGUUGCUAACGAGCAACUUCUCGAGAACUUAUGAACACGUGGUGCAUCAUAGUAGGAGCCUGAAGAACCAACAGCAGCCCAGUCUGGGCUGUGCUGCUGAUGAACUGCCAUAGAACGGGACUUGCGUUUUACUGUUUGAUUAGAGUCACUUCAAGGGUGUGCAUGUGGAAUGUCCAAUCAGGUUGUGCCUGAGCUUGCAGCAUCCUCGCCGCUUGCUUUGACCAGCACUUCUUCACGGUAGACGUAGUUCGGGUUUUGAACUCGCCUUCGGGUAUUGUGUGGAAUGGGGGGCGUUCGUUUGUUGUGUCAUGGAAACUUCUGAUUGAUAUGUAUCCUUCGUGAUGGCAGAUGUUGACAUCCUUUGGCUUCAGCGGAUAUGGCCCUCCUGUUGUAAGAGCUCACUCGACUUGAGUCAAGCACAUGGUUUCCAUGUUGCGGAAAACACCUGUUUCACUUGCUUCAAACCGAUCGCCCCGGUGGUCCAGUUGCUGCUAACCUCGCAAAAAUGUUGACUCUGGGUUGCGGGUUCGAAUCUCUCCGAAGUGAUAACUUCGCAAGUCAUGAUUUUUGCGGCGCACAGUAACGGCCGGCGACGUUGUAGUAGCAGUAGCCGGCGAUGAACGGAUGAACGGCGGUGCGGGCGUCCCUCG